This is a messenger RNA of Boleophthalmus pectinirostris (great blue-spotted mudskipper), 1198 nucleotides long. RefSeq names its product asporin (LRR class 1) (gene aspn). The transcript has 8 exons. Gene Ontology annotation, molecular function: protein binding. The record is from RefSeq and is a predicted model, not a curated record. NCBI's taxonomy places the organism in Eukaryota, Metazoa, Chordata, Actinopteri, Gobiiformes, Gobiidae. Bases 68 to 1198 code for a protein of 376 amino acids.
GAUGAAGUGAUCGUCCGGUCCGAGCCUCCGAACGCGAGACGCCUCAGCGGUGCUUUGGUGAGUGAAGAUGAGAGUCCUGGUCCUGCUGGUCCUUCUGUCUCUGGGCAGGUCCAGUCCACACGAGCCCAGGCCGGUCCUGGACCUGAUCCGGGACUAUGAGACUCUGAUGGCCGACCGGGGGCAGGAGCUGGACCCGGGGGAGGACAUGAUGGCCGACGACGAUGACGACGACGAUGAUGAUGAUGACGAUGACGACGACGAUGAUGAAGAUGAGGACUGUCCUUCUGGAUGUCGCUGUUCUCCUGGGGUGGUCCAGUGCUCGGACAAAGGUUUGAUCUCGGUUCCAGAGAAGAUUCCCCUGGACACGGUGAUGCUCGACCUCCAGAACAACGACAUCACCCAGGUCAAAGAGGACGACUUCAAAGGCCUGACAGCGCUUUACGGUUUGUUCCUGAACAACAACGCUCUGUCCAAGAUCCACCCUCGGGCCUUCAGGGACCUGCACCGCCUCAAGCUCCUGUACCUGUCCUACAACCACCUGACGGACCUGCCCCAGAACCUGCCCCCCAACCUGUCCGAGCUGCGCUUCCACGAGAACCACAUCCAGCGCAUCAAGAGGGACGCCUUCAAAGGACUACGGAGACUCAACGUGCUGGAGCUCGGGGCGAAUCCUCUGACCAACUCUGGACUGGAGCUCGGAGCUUUUAACGGGAUGUCCACCCUGUACCUCGGACUGUCUGAGACCAAACUCACCAGUGUCCCCAAAGAUUGUCCGUCGUCCAUGAACGAGAUCAACCUGGAUUAUAACCAGAUCACCAAGGUGGAGCUGGAGGACUUCCUCAGAUACAAGAGUCUGCAGAGACUGGGACUGGGCUUUAACCAGAUCAAGUCUGUGGAGAACGGGAGUCUGUCCAGUGUCCCGGACCUCAGAGUGAUUCACCUGGAUCACAACCGGCUCAAGAAGAUCCCCCCAGGACUGUCCUCCCUGCAGCACCUACAGGUGGUUUUUCUGCACAGCAACAAGAUCCGCAGCGUCGGGAUGAACGACUUCUGUCCAAUCAGAGACGAGGAUCCUCACAGACUCUACACGACCAUCAGCCUUUUCUCCAACCCCGUCAAGUACUGGGAGAUCAAACCCGGAACCUUCCGCUGCGCCGCCAGCCACAAGGCCGUCCACAUGCAGCACUACAGGAGAUAG